AUUUUUUUCGGGCGAGACGGUGUACAGUACUUACUGUACGGGGCACCUUGUCUACGGUAGAUGACUAGGUACCGUGAGCUGUCAACCACACAUUCCGUGCCUUGAACCUACACCGAUCCUUCUUCAAAGUUGGCUGGCUGUCACUUGCUGUCUUCUUCAAAGCUUCUGAUAUUGAUCAAAUGAUCUACUCCGUGGAUCGGAGAGAUAACCCAAAAGAGAAACAAAAGAAAGAACAACAUCCAAGACCUCACUGGAGCCUUAUUUCACCGACCAAGGUAAGGGACAGCACCACACACGUUCAGGCCCUGUUGUUGGAGCUCCAGUCCCUGUUCCAUCGGCCUCAUGAUUAUUCCAUUGCAUUGCGGUGUCCACCUCGAUUUUGAGAAUCACCCACUCCCAUGCUGCCAGUUUCAUGUGCCUUCUCUUGGCCCACGCUGUUCUCAGUAGCUUCCUGAGCUACUUGCCUCCCCAUUUGUCCCGCUCGUAUUCCAACAUGAUUGACUCUUUUGACCAGCAGCUUGCUCCCUCCUCGAUGAUGACUUCGGAGCUGAACUUUGUUCGAUUCUCGACUACUGAGUGGGCUGUGCUCGUCAUCGGCUGGACCGUUACCCUUGCUCGUAUCAGAAAACAUGAGCGCCUCGGUUGAUGGCUCGCUAACAGCUAGUUGAGUGCGUACAGUACUCC
This is a messenger RNA of Aspergillus brunneoviolaceus CBS 621.78, 684 nucleotides long. RefSeq lists its product as uncharacterized. The record is from RefSeq and is a predicted model, not a curated record. Bases 413 to 646 code for a protein of 77 amino acids. The transcript has a single exon. NCBI's taxonomy places the organism in Eukaryota, Fungi, Ascomycota, Eurotiomycetes, Eurotiales, Aspergillaceae.